Hyaena hyaena (striped hyena) is the source of this 345-nucleotide messenger RNA. It is a transcript of the gene INSL5, whose product is annotated as insulin like 5. NCBI's taxonomy places the organism in Eukaryota, Metazoa, Chordata, Mammalia, Carnivora, Hyaenidae. The record is from RefSeq and is a predicted model, not a curated record.
AUGAGUGGGCAUGUAACGAAUACCUUGGAGGCUGCUGGUCACGGAGCAGAGGUAGCCAGUACAGCAGAAGGCGAGCUUGGACUUGGCUACUCACUGGUUGCGGGAUACUGGACUCUCUUCCAUACAGCUGAGAGGGGAAACUAUUUCCAACUCCCAAAUGAGCAUAAUGAGGUUUCGGAGGAGAGCCUGGUGCAAAACUUUCCGAAGGUGGAUUCCUCAAGGGUGGAGGGACUUCAGGAUGGAAAGCUGACUAGGUUUUGGGUUUCAAAGAGGUGGUCGGUGAUGUGAAGACAAGACUUACAGAUUGAUGGCUGUUCCGUGACUCAUUUGCAUGCUCUUUGCUAA